AAAAAUGAAACCGGAGUUUUAAAUUUUGAGGACUCAUAAUGGAAGACUCAGAAGGACUUAACUUCAGUUCAGUGGAAGAGGAAACCAGAUACUGGAAAGAGUUGGCUAUGAAAUACAAGCAGUGUGCUGAGAAUACACAGGAGGAAUUGCGUGAAUUUCAAGAAGGGAGUCGAGAGUAUGAAGCUGAACUGGAGACCCAGCUGCAGCAAACAGAGUCCAGAAAUAGAGACCUUCUGUCAGAAAACAAUCGUCUGCGAAUGGAACUGGAGUCAGUUAAGGAAAAGAUUGAAAUUCAGCAUUCAGAAGGAUACAGGCAAAUCUCUGCGCUGCAAGAUGACUUGGCACAGACAAAAGCUAUUAAAGAUCAACUUCAGAAAUAUAUUCGAGAACUCGAGCAAGCAAAUGAUGAUUUGGAAAGAGCAAAAAGAGCCACUAUAAUGUCUCUAGAGGAUUUUGAACAGCGUUUAAACCAGGCUAUUGAAAGAAAUGCUUUUCUGGAGAGUGAGCUGGAUGAGAAGGAAAACCUCCUGGAGUCUGUGCAGCGCCUGAAAGAUGAAGCUAGAG
Molecule: messenger RNA, 564 nt
Organism: Nestor notabilis (Kea)
Lineage: Eukaryota; Metazoa; Chordata; Aves; Psittaciformes; Psittacidae
Product: nuclear distribution protein nudE homolog 1
Exons: 4
Biological process (GO): cell migration; chromosome segregation; mitotic centrosome separation
Cellular component (GO): kinesin complex; kinetochore; centrosome
Molecular function (GO): microtubule binding
Source: RefSeq, a predicted model, not a curated record